GCCACGGCGGCAGGUUGCAUCAGCCCUCGCCCACGUGCUUCGCCCGCCCUUCCGCCCACGGAGCCGGGCGCCGAUUGGGCCACGUUGGGGCAGGGGCCUCCGCCUCAGCCAAUGGGGGGCAGCCACAGAGCGUUCUGUCGGCGGAGCCCGGGCGCGGGGUCCCUAUAAAAGGUAGCCGAGGUGGGGGCGCGCGCCCCAAAGACGCAAACCGUUGUCGCGGCGGUUGUGGGCUGCUGCGAAAUCGUCUGCCUGGCAUCCGGGAGCGUCGCCGAGCCCACAGCGCCGCCAACAUGGAGCCGGAACCCGAGCCCGUCACGCUCCUGGUGAAGAGCCCCAACCAGCGCCAUCGCGACUUGGAGCUGAGCGGCGACCGCAGCUGGAGCGUGGGCCGCCUCAAGGCCCAUCUGAGCCGCGUCUACCCCGAGCGCCCGCGUCCAGAGGACCAGAGGUUAAUUUAUUCCGGGAAGCUGUUGUUGGAUCACCAGUGUCUCAGGGACUUGCUUCCCAAGCAGGAAAAACGACAUGUUUUGCAUCUGGUGUGCAGUGUGAAGAGUCCUUCAAAAAUACCAGAAGCUAGCACAAAGGUUGCUGAAUCCAGAGAACAGCCCGCCGGUCUUAAUCAGGGACCGUCUCCUGGGGAUUCCUCAAGUGAUGGUUUAAGGCAAAGGGAGGUUGUUCGGAACCCUUCUCCCUCUGGAUGGGAGAACAUCUCCAGGUCAGACGCUGCCCAGCUGGCAUUCCAAGGCCUGGGGCCUGGUUUCUCAGGCUACACAACGUACGGAUGGCUGCAGCUCUCCUGGUUCCAGCAGAUGUAUGCACGGCAGUACUACAUGCAGUAUUUAGCAGCCACUGCUGCGUCAGGGGCUUUCGUCCCCUCUCCAAGUGCACAAGAGAUACCUGUGGUCUCUGCACCCGCUCCAGCCCCUAUCCACAACCAGUUUCCAGCUGAAAACCAGCCAGCCAAUCAGAAUGCUGCUCCUCAAGUGGUGGUUAAUCCUGGGGCCAAUCAGAAUUUGCGGAUGAAUGCACAAGGUGGCCCUAUUGUGGAAGAAGAUGAUGAGAUAAAUCGAGAUUGGUUGGAUUGGACCUAUUCAGCAGCUACAUUUUCUGUUUUUCUCUGUAUCCUCUACUUCUACUCUUCCCUGAGCAGAUUCCUCAUGGUCAUGGGGGCCACCAUUGUUAUGUACCUGCAUCACGUUGGGUGGUUUCCGUUUCGACAGAGGCCAGUUCAGAACUUGCCCAACGACGGUCCUCCUCAGGAAGCUGUGAACCAGGACCCCAACAAUAACUUCCAGGAAGGCCCCGAUCCUGAAAUCGAAGACCCCAACCACCUGCCUCCAGACAGGGACGUACUGGAUGAAGAGCAGACCAGCCCCUCGUUCAUGAGCACGGCCUGGCUUGUCUUCAAGACGUUCUUUGCCUCCCUUCUUCCAGAAGGCCCCCCAGCCAUAGCAAACUGAUGGUGUUUGCUCUCUGGCUGCCAGAGGCUUUGACAGGCGUGGACUGGAUCAGUUGACUACAGCUCAAUUUCCUUACCUGGAUGUGGUAAUGGCACAGAAUUAGUUUAAAAAAAAAAAAAAAAAAAAGAUCAAAGAGGAUGAUCUGCUUUUGUGAUUGAGCAAAAGCAGGAGGACAUGAAGCCGUGAUACAGAUUGAUGAACAAAAAAUGCCUAGGGCUUUUCAUGUCUUUAUUGUGAAGAGCUUUAAUAUCUAUCUGUUGUAGUUUAAUAGACAUAAGUAGAAAGCAUUAGUGUCACCUGUUCAUGCCUGAGGAACCUUUCCAGAUGUGUGUGUCUGCAUGUGUGUUUGUACAUAGAUGACAUAGAGGCAGAAAUGGUUCUGCUGGUACGAUUUGAUUCCUGUUGGAAUGUUUAAAUUACACUAAGUGUACUACUUUAUAUAAUCAAUGAAUUGCUAGACGUGUUUUAGCAGGACUUUUCUAGGAAAGACUUAUGUAUAAUUGCUUUUUAAAAUGCAGUGCUUGACUUUAAACCAAGGGGAGCUGUGCAGAGGUGGAAACCUUUGCUGGGUUUUCUGUUCAAUAAAGUUUUACUAUGAAUGACCCUGGCAGAGACUCCUGUCGUCUCAGCAGUUUGCUCUGUGUCCAUUGUCACUGGAUGAUCAACAGUUGAGUUGCUGACUUUUGAGUAAACUGGAUAUUUUGCUUCUUAUAUAAAAGGACUGUUUGUACUGAUGAAGAAGGUAAGGCCACAAAAGUUUAAAGUGACUAAGAUAAUACUUGUGUUUGCCCCCUAUUUCCUGAUUUAAACACUGCUGGCUUAUGUAGUGACCCAUUAGAGUUAAAUCAGGGGCAUUAAGUACCUUUGACCUGCUCAAAUGUCAUGCUUUUGUAAGCUGAGCUUACUUUUGGACUUUAAUCCUUCCUUGAAGUAUUAUUUUUGAGGCUAAUCCUAAAAGCAAAGUUCUGUUAUGUGUAUUUUCAUGUGAAUGGUGUCAUAGGUAGGCCGCUGAAGGCCUGGGAACAUAGUUUUCGGCCAAGUAAAUCAGCUUCUUGUGUCAUGGUCGUGAUCAUUUAAAUGAAAUGUGACUGGAAACAUCAUUGACAUCAAAUAAAAAUUCCCUAAACACUUCAUACCCAGAUGCUGGGUAAAUACAAAGCUGUUUUAUGUA
Messenger RNA from Sus scrofa (pig), 2631 nucleotides. RefSeq names its product homocysteine inducible ER protein with ubiquitin like domain 1 (gene HERPUD1). The record is from RefSeq and is a predicted model, not a curated record. Gene Ontology annotation, cellular component: endoplasmic reticulum membrane. NCBI's taxonomy places the organism in Eukaryota, Metazoa, Chordata, Mammalia, Artiodactyla, Suidae. Gene Ontology annotation, molecular function: transmembrane transporter binding. Gene Ontology annotation, biological process: regulation of ERAD pathway; negative regulation of endoplasmic reticulum stress-induced intrinsic apoptotic signaling pathway; ubiquitin-dependent protein catabolic process.